AUGGCGAACGUUGCGGACACUAGGCUAUACGACAUCCUCGGAGUUUCACCUUCUGCCUCUGAAAACGAACUAAAAAAGGCUUAUCGGAAAUUGGCUAAAGAGUAUCAUCCUGACAAGAAUCCUGAUGCUGGUGACAAGUUUAAAGAAAUAAGUUUUGCUUAUGAAGUGUUGACAAACCCUGAGAAGAAGGAGCUUUAUGAUCGCUAUGGAGAACAGGGUCUUCGGGAGGGAGGCGGCGGCGGACCCGGCAUGGAUGACAUCUUCUCCCACAUUUUUGGCGGAGGACUUUUCGGGUUCAUGGGCGGCCGGGGAAGUCGAAGCAAUGGAGGCAAGAGGAGAGGAGAUGAUAUGGUGCAUCCUCUGAAAGUCUCUCUCGAAGACCUGUACAAUGGAAAAACUACAAAGCUGCAGCUCAGUAAGAAUGUGUUAUGUAGUGCCUGCAAUGGUCAAGGGGGUAAGGCAGGAGCAGUACAGAAGUGUGUGACAUGCAGAGGAAGAGGAAUGAAAAUCAUGAUCAGACAGCUGGCCCCAGGGAUGGUGCAGCAAAUGCAGUCUGUCUGCACCGACUGCAACGGAGAGGGCGAGGUGAUAAAUGAGAAGGACCGCUGCAGAAAGUGCGAGGGUCAGAAGGUUUGCAAGGAGACAAAACUUCUGGAAGUUCAUGUGGACAAAGGCAUGAAGCACGGCCAGAAGAUCACAUUCUCUGGGGAAGCUGACCAAGCACCAGGUGUUGAACCAGGAGACAUCGUUCUGGUACUUCAAGAGAAAGACCAUGAGGAGUUCCGACGUGAUGGCAGUGACCUUCACAUGGUCCAACGCAUUGGCCUUGUCGAAGCUCUGUGUGGCUUCCAGAUCACCAUCACACACUUGGAUGGACGUCAGCUGCUGGUUAAAUAUCCACCUGGCAAGGUCAUUGAGCCAGGUUGUAUUCGAGUGGUGAAAGGAGAGGGAAUGCCUCAGUACAGAAAUCCAUUUGAAAAAGGAGAUCUUUACAUCAAGUUUGACGUUCAGUUCCCAGAAAGCAACUGGAUCAGCCCUGAAAAACUCAAUGACUUGGAGAACCUUCUUCCAGCCCGAGCUGACAAUCCUGACAUCGCUGCAGAUGCUGAAGAAGUUGAUCUUGCAGAAUUUGACAGAAGUCAAGGGUCUGGCAGUGGAGGCAGGAGAGAGGCGUAUAAUGAUAGUUCUGAUGAUGAAGGUGGCCAUCACGGCCCCGGGGUGCAGUGCGCGCACCAGUAGAAAGACUCAUACAUAGACUUUCACAUAAACACCCUUCAAGUUCCAUUGCUAGCACUACUUGAGACCUGAUGCACAUGCGCACACACGCACACAAACACACACUUUUUUCAUGCCUCCAGUGACAAGGUGAUGCACAAAAUCCCUUCUAAAAAGUAAAUAAGGCUCCCCUUUCAGUUCCGUGGUUCCAGCACCUCCCCAGAGAGAUCGCAGUUGAGUGAUGAACAUUUUUUAAGUUUGUAAAUGUUUCCAGAAAGGAAGUCUGUCUUCAUCCUAAGCUUUAUCUUUUUUCUGUGUACAACAGUCUAGUCUACAAGCUGCAAAUAUUGUUGACUAUUUUGAGUUGAGGUGUGAUUCAGUCAUAAAGGAAUAGAUGCCAGUUCUUGCCAAUGAGCGUGACUAUGUACUUUCAGAGUGACGAAAGAAAUCGCCUCACUUUUUAAAAUUAUAUUCAAGAGCCCCGCUGCUACAUAAGCUAAUCUGAUUAGAUUUCUAAAUAUUUAACCCGCCUCUAAUUAAUAUGAUAGUUUAACUUUAGGUUGUACUAUCGUGUGAAACUGUAAUUUGCUUGUGCUUUAUUUUUUUUUUUUUAGGUUUCUAGCUGUUGCAAACGAUUUGAAAGCCCUGAGCUCCUGACACACCAAUAUUGUUCUUUUUCCCUUUGAGUGGAGUAUAACUUCUUUAUCUCAUUGGUGUGAAUGUUUGCGUGUUUGAAACGACAAACCUUGCAGUUAUGCGUUUUAUUAGACUUGACACUUUUGUUUUAAAUGCGGUGGCUCAGUGUUGGAGCUUUUUCGGAAUGUUCUAGCUUAUUACUCUGGUUGGUGUUGCUGCUUUGUGGUGAACUGCAGUGAGAUUGGAUACCAAAUAAAGUGAGAGGAGGAUGAAAAAUCUAAGUGUUUGUAGAGAAUCUCAAAUGUACUUAUUUCCCUCCUCUUACUUGAACUGCAUUGUAGGAAAACUGUUUGGCACACACUCAACCUUCUGUAUAGACAUCUUCCUAUUGUAUGGUUACUAGCCAAACCAACGUCCCCUCACAUGAUGCAACAUUUUCAUUCUCAUAUCUGUAAAUAAAAACAGUACCAGUCAAUGGGUGCAUUUAACAUUUACAAAGGUGUCAUUCUGCAGUUACAACACUUUCUCACAGAAUUGAGCAAUGGUCAAUUUAUAAAUGAAGAAAGUUAACUGGAGCCACUCUUGAAUGUUUACAUGCACCUCUGUGACUCAUUGUGUAUGUAACUUUGGCUUCUUGGGAUAUUGUGCACAGGUGAAGGGGGUUCUAGUGAAAUUUCAUUAUUGUUAAUGCUUAUGGUUGUCAAAGUGAUAAUUAAAAUGUAUAUUAAACAGCUGCAUAUGUGAA
This is a messenger RNA of Xiphophorus hellerii (green swordtail), 2596 nucleotides long. It is a transcript of the gene dnaja2b, whose product is annotated as DnaJ heat shock protein family (Hsp40) member A2b. Gene Ontology annotation, biological process: protein folding; response to heat. The coding region runs from base 1 to 1239 and encodes 412 amino acids. Gene Ontology annotation, molecular function: ATP binding; Hsp70 protein binding. NCBI's taxonomy places the organism in Eukaryota, Metazoa, Chordata, Actinopteri, Cyprinodontiformes, Poeciliidae. The record is from RefSeq and is a predicted model, not a curated record. The transcript is spliced from 9 exons.